Mus musculus (house mouse) is the source of this 7671-nucleotide messenger RNA. It is a transcript of the gene Dpy19l3, whose product is annotated as dpy-19 like C-mannosyltransferase 3. Gene Ontology annotation, cellular component: membrane; endoplasmic reticulum membrane. The transcript is spliced from 19 exons. Bases 240 to 2390 code for a protein of 716 amino acids. Lineage: Eukaryota; Metazoa; Chordata; Mammalia; Rodentia; Muridae. The record is from RefSeq and is marked validated. Gene Ontology annotation, molecular function: mannosyltransferase activity.
CUCCCCGGCGCGCCCCUUCCCCGGGCUGUAGACGCCCCCCAGGCCCAUCCUUGCAGCGCGCCGCACAGAGCCGGGAACAGCUGGGUCCUCCUAGUCUUCACCUCGCUGUAGCCCGUGAAGUGGGCGCGUCCCUAAGGCCUGGGUGCUCGGGGUGCUUCUUUGCCAACCCGAGCCGCCCCUGAGGACUGCUGAGGCCGCAGGAGUGGUUGGAAGAACAAUGCGUAUGAGUCUUUGACAUCAUGAUGUACAUCCGGCAAAGAAAAGAGACAAAACCCAUAGAAGUUUCUGAGGAUUUUCCAUCACCAAAAGAAGAUGUGAAGUUGGAAAAGAAAUUGCCAUCUGGUUGUGCCUCUGGAAGGUUCUGGAAGAUCCUGUCAUCCGCAGUUGGCGGAACUGUGGCUCUUUGCAUUGGACUUCUUACAUCCGUUUACCUGGCCACCCUGCAUGAGAACGAUUUGUGGUUUUCCAAUAUUAAGGAAGUAGAGCGAGAGAUCUCAUUCAGGACGGAAUGUGGACUGUACUAUUCUUACUACAAGCAGAUGCUGCAGGCUCCGACCCUCCUGCAAGGUUUCCAUGGCUUAAUCUAUGACAAUAAAACUGAAUCCAUGAGGACGAUCAACCUCCUUCAACGGAUGAACAUUUACCAAGAAGUUUUUCUCAGUGUUUUAUAUAGAGUUCUCCCCAUACAGAAAUAUCUAGAACCUGUUUAUUUUUAUAUCUACACUCUGUUCGGGCUCCAAGCAGUCUAUGUCACGGCCCUUUAUAUAACCAGCUGGCUCCUUAGUGGCACCUGGCUGUCGGGACUGUUGGCAGCCCUCUGGUACGUCACCAACAGAAUAGACACCACAAGAGUCGAGUUUACCAUCCCGCUGAGGGAGAACUGGGCUCUGCCUUUUUUUGCAAUUCAGAUUGCAGCAAUUACCUACUUCCUGAGACCAAAUUUACAGCCUCUUUCUGAAAGGCUGACACUUCUUGCCAUUUUCGUAUCAACUUUUCUCUUUAGCCUGACAUGGCAAUUUAACCAGUUCAUGAUGCUGCUGCAGGCACUGGUGCUGUUCAUCCUGGACUCCCUGGACAUGCUGCCGGCCAUGAAGGCCACCUGGCUGUACGGGAUACAGAUAAGCUGCCUGCUCCUCGUCUGCACGCUUCAGUUCUUUAACUCCAUGAUUCUGGGAUCGUUGCUCAUCAGUUUUAACCUUUCAGUAUUAAUUGUAAGAAAACUUCAGAAAAACCUGAAGACUGGAUCCUUCCUGACUAGAAUUUGGAAACUACUGUUGCAUUUGCUUCUAGUUUUCUGUUUGACACUUUUUCUCAACAACAUUAUUAAGAAAGUUCUUAACCUGAAGUCAGAUGAACACAUCUUUAAAUUUCUGAAGGCCAAAUUUGGGUUUGGAGCAACAAGGGAUUUCGAUGCAAAUCUCUAUCUGUGUGAGGAGGCCUUCGGCCUCCUGCCUCUCAACACGUUCCAGAGGCUCUCGGAGACACUGCUUUUUUACGCAUACAUGUUUGUCCUCGUGGUCACAGUGGUUACAGCAUCCGUUGUAGCCUUUCAUAAUCUCAGUGAUUCCACAAGUCUGAAGUCCAUGGAUCAGACAAGAAAGCGUGCUGUUGACCUGAAGCCAGAAGCUGCGUACAACCUGAUCCAUACCAUUCUGUUCGGGGUCUUGGCGUUGAGUACGAUGAGGAUGAAGUACCUGUGGACCUCCCACAUGUGUGUGUUCGCGUCCUUCGGCCUGUGCAGCUCUGAAGUCUGGGAACUGCUACUGAGGCUGGUUCAUCUCUGUAACCCAAAGCGGAUCUGGGUCCUGCGCUACCUGGUGCCCGUUCUCACCCUGCUGUACCUGUGCUAUAAGUCCUGGCCAGGAGUGAUGGAUGAACUCUCGGAGCUGAAAGAAUUCUACGACCCGGAUACAGUGGAGCUGAUGACCUGGAUUAACUCUAACACACCAAGGAAGGCUGUGUUCGCUGGAAGCAUGCAGUUGCUGGCUGGAGUCAAGCUGUGCACAGGACGGACCCUAACCAACCACCCACACUAUGAAGAUAAAAGUCUGAGAGAGCGGACCCAGGCGGUUUAUCAGAUCUAUGCGAAGAGGUCGCCAGAGGAAGUGCACGCACUGCUGAGGUCCUUUGGCACUGACUUCGUGAUCCUGGAGGACAGCAUCUGCUACGAACGCAGGCACCACAGGGGCUGCCGGCUGCGCGACUUGCUGGAUGUGGCCAACGGACAUGAAAUGGAUGGGCCAGGAGAGAGUGACCCUGACUUGAGACCUGCAGACCACCCUCGCUUCUGUGAAGAGAUUAAAAGGAACCUGCCCUCCUAUGCAGCCCACUUCACUAGAGUAUUCCAGAACAAGACAUUCCAUGUCUACAAGCUGUCCAGAAACAAAUAACCACAGCUGUUCUUAAAACUGCAGUGCAUCUACAGCUGGUGGAGUUCGCGUCAGGAGUGGGACUUGAAUACUGGGGUGGCAGACGGCCUGCAGGCAUGUCCCGCCAUCAUCGGAAAUGCCUCCUGCUAACGUUAGCCUUUUCUGUCCUGUCUCUGUCUUUUCUGUGAGUGUUCUUAGCCUCACAGGUGUGCCUGCCCAAGGCUGGCUAGGAACUUUGUCAUUGAGGGAAUUAUGUGUGACCCACUGGGUGGCCUGGGAAGUGAGAGCCUCUUUGAGAUCUGAAAUACUUGUGAUUUUCAGUGACCCUGAGCCAGCUGUGAGUGAGUGUAGUUGACAGGCCGCACAGUUCAGUCACUGACAUUUCUUCACCGAGACCGCUUGGUGGCUUUUUAACAGUUUAUUGUCCUGUCUUGUUAAAAUUUUAUAACAUUUCCAGUUUACCAUGCUUUCACAUGUGUGAAGAAACAAAUUAUUUUAGGUCUUUGAACCUUAAAUAUUCCAUUCAUGCUCUAAGAUGUCACACACAUUUAGAGUGUGUGUUUGUUUUGAUUCUGGGCACAGCAGUCAGGGUGCUACUGGGCCGGCAUGGUGACACACUCUUUUAAUCCCAGCACUUGAAGGCAGGGGCAGGUGAAUCUCUGCGAGGUCGAGGCCAGCCUGGUCUAUAUAGUGAGUUCUGGGCCAGCCAGGGCUAUGUAAAGAGACCCUGUCUCAAGAAAGCAAAGUGUGUCAGGGCUUAUAAUAGAAGUCUUUGAGGGGAAUCCCUUCAUGCUUUUUAAUCUCUCCUGCAAGUAAAAUAGUUUUGCUUCACUUCUUACUCAUUUCAAUUAACUGGGUUUGCAAAACUUGGUAAACUUUUUGUGUUUUUAACCUUUAUAUUUUUUCAGAGCCUAGAAACUUGCAAAGUCUGAGGCUGUUUUAGAUGCUGUUCCAUGACUCCUAGAGUUCUAUGUGGCAUUUCAUGCUCUUUGACUUCUGGCCUCCAGUCUUCCUUCUCAGCCCUGGAGACAUCGUGUCCCUCCCUACAAGGUGACCAAGUGCCACCACGCAGCAGAGAGAGGUGGUGUACCUGCUCGGAGUUUUUGAUAAUUGCUUUUAUAAUUCAUUUCUAAUGGUGGGGGCAUGUAAAAGCUGCUGAUACAGGCACAUUGUCCACUUAAUUAAAUCAAGAGAGCUAAUGAAAUUAACUUUUCCCUCCCGCUCUUGCCAUUUGGAAGUGAUUUAAAUGUUUUCUCCCCGCGCGUUAGUGUAAUAAAUCCCCACGAGCACACCGGCCGGAGAGCCCCGCCGGGCCGCGCCGCAGUGUGGUUGCUGCUUAAGUAGCAUCCAAAACUGUGUUCCAGUGUCUCAUCGGGUGUGGGGGUUUUAUGUAAAACUCACUCAAAUAAGACAUCGACAGCUAGGUUAUUAAAUUAAGCCCUUAGAACUUUGGAAUCCUGCCUCCUCUGGACCCCUAAAUAGGGUGGGAGACCACUGCAGUUUGGGCUAACAACACAAGGAAACAUGUUCACCAGUGCUAAAGGCUUAAUGAGGCUGUAGUGCCUGCUGCGGCUGCCCGCACUGGUGGAGCGUUCUGGGCCAGUGCCUUACCCUUAAGGGAAAGCAAGCACAGGGAUGGCACAGAGCACUGGGGCCCGGUGAUGGUUACUUUGUGGGUGAGUUUGCAUUUAUGUUAAACAUUCCUGCGUGCAUUCAUCUAAUCACUUGGUGUUUGGUGUCUUGUGAUCCAAGAGCCGUGGACUUAAACUUGGAUGCACAUCCUUACUGUGGUAACAUCCAUGCUAGUUAGUGCUCCGUCUCCACCGCACCAUUGCUGCCAAACCACGAUGAGAAGUGCCAAAAACCAGUCUUCCCCACAGGCGCUCUCCCCGAGACACUGUGAUAUGUACAGGACAUUGUUAGAGCAAAUUUUUUUCUUUAAAAAUAAAUUAUAUAUUUAAAAAAUUAUUUAAAUAGUUGAUUAAAAUAAUUAGACUCUAUCCAUCUUAUAAAAUACUGCUUCAGUAUUCCCCAUAGCUCUGCUUACUGUCUGCAGCAACCUGGCCACAAAGUCUUGAAACUACUCCUCUAGACCCUGCCUAACUUUACAUAAAUCCUCAGUCUGCCUCCCUGUAGAAGGUAGCGUAUCCCAGACUUUCUCUGCUGCAACAUUAACCUGUGCAUAAACAGCUGCAUCAAACUGUAACUGCUGAGCAGUCUCCUGACCCCGCCCCUCUCCUGCUAGCAUCUGAAACCUAUCGGCUGUGCUUGAUUGAUCUCAGCAGUGUUUUGACACUGCUCAGCAAAUUCUGAUUUCCAUAAUAAAAAAUCUACUCCGGCAAACAAGCACACCCUUGCCAGUUGUUACCAAUCCCCAGGAGGGAGGGCCUCGGUGGACCAUUUACGCGUAGCCUGCGUAAAUGGGACUGUGCCCAUACUGUGCACAAGCAGUUUUUAAUUCCUUUAACUGUUUAAACGGAAGAGGCUGAUAAACUCUGACUCCAUUACCUUGUUCUAUAACUGAUAAUAUAGACUGAAAUCUCUGGACAUCAGCUCUUCUUCUGGUAGCCUCUUUCAGGGUCAGAUGGCUUUCUCACCAGUGCUGCAACUCCACCUCAGAAGGAGGGUCCAGUCCAGCUUCGACACAUGGGGUUUUACUGGCUCUCAGCUUAGGAAUCCACUCUGAUGGUCCCAAGAUUUCCCCUUGAGCUUGGCAAGCCUGUAAUUUCUGCACUUGCACAGACAGCAAAGUAAAAGCAUUUUGCAGCUGUUGGAUUUUCUCUGUAACUAACUUGUCCUUGAAAGGAAUCUUGAGUUCUUCAGAGGCAAUAAGUGGCAAAGAAUUCUCCUCCCUAUGAUAUUUAGCCGCUUCCUCUUCCAGCUGCUCAGUCGUUAUCAUCGUCUCCUCCUCCGGGCAUGGUGGCUCAGACACUGCUUCAGUAUUCAGAGGCCAGACUGCAAGAGCAGGCACCUUGGCUUUGCCAGAGCAUCCUGGAUGGGUGCUGCUUCCCUGUAACCCAUUUUUGAUCCCAGCGGCGGUGCCUCCUCAAUGCCUGCCCCAAAUGUUCUGGGUUCCCAAAUGAAAGACAGGCACAGCCUUUAUGUUUUGGUAAUGCCUAAAACAGAUCAAUGACUAGGCCACUUCCUAAGCUCCACAUGGCUCAUCCACCUCCCUCUGAUAUUCCCAAGUUAUUUCUUACUAAAUCCUAUAUUCCAUCUUUGCUGCUGUAAGGCAACCCUCAUAGGGCCGCUCUCCCCGAUGGCCGCUAUGCUCUCUGCCCUGCACCCUCUCAGGCACGGCAGCUUCCCUCCCCCACCUCUCCUGCCAUUGCGGAUCUCCUUCCUUUCCCUCAGUCCCUCACCCGGGAAUCCUAAAGGUCCCGCCUCUGUCUAUCCUGCCCAGCCAUUGGCUGCCGGAAACUUUAUUUACCAAUCAGAACCAAAUGAGGGCAUGGUCCCUUAGUGUCUUACACGUGGAUUCUAGUACAAACCCAAAAUAACCUGAUACACGGAGCCACAGCUAGAUUUACUGUACCUUCCUCAGGAAACCAAGGACAACCCCCCCCCCACAAAAGCUAAGAAGUCAGGUGGUUGCCGUUGCCCUUCUUUAGCCCCACGAGUGUGGAGCAGUUUCUUAAGCAUUUGUAUAGAAAGCAUAGGGCCGUUUCCAUUUCCCAUUUUUGUUUCUUUUUUCUUGUGUUUUCACUUUUUUCGAGUUCCUUUACUUUUCCUGAGCGCCCUUAUCUACUCCAUCCUGUCUUUGCUCCUGAGAGAGUCUCACCGCACAUUCGCCUUUUCUGAGCACUUGCUUUUUCUGGGGUGUCCACCACUUGAUCCCCAAACUCUCAGAGCGUCCCUGUUUGAGCGCCACCUGCCGGUGGGAAGUGGAACAGUCCUCUGAGGAGGGAGUGAGGAUGAUCCUGGGAAAGCCGGAAAGAAGACUCAGAGACAGGAGUUAGAAUUGGGAAGGCUGCAGAUCACUACCACGUCAGACUUGAGUUUACGGUUCUUGGUCUUUUUAUGCUUUACAGCGCGGUGGGAAACAAGGUCAUAUGCUAGGUUUGUUCCCAUCAGGAAGCCUCCCUGCUCCUUUCUAUAAAUUUAACAGAACGUUCAGCCCCUCUUCCCAGGCCAGGAAACCUGCCAGCAGACGCCGACCUGCCCUGACUCUGCCUGGCAGGCCGACUUUCCCAGAAGCAGACAAAUGGCUCCCGACGCUCUCGGGAACCAGAUCUUUCAGCAAAUAACAUUUGAUCGUUUUAGCUGUGGUGAGGAGUCUAGCUUAUGACCUUGUCUUUGAACACACAGGAGGAAAACAGAUCCACCCUUGGCCACAGCCCCCACACUGUGCAAGCAGGAGCCAGUGCCUGUAGCCCUCACUUUCUGCAGUGCGGGCCCUGGGGACUGUUGGUAAUAGUGUUCAGCUGUGACUCUGGAUAGAACAAGCUCGAGGCUCUGCUUCUGAGUUCCCAGAAGAACCUCCAAGUACAACAGAAGUGCUCUUAAUUAACUCCACUUCUGAGUCCACGGAGCCUCGAGUCUCCAGCCCUCUUGGGAGCCGCCUGCUGCAGUCCCGCAGGUGGCCGGCCACUGCCUUGUGUUUCCACUCCUGAUACCGAGCUCCAGUCAGUGGUAGCCCACCUCAGAUGUCUGGGUGCACCUUCUGCUGCUGAUUGUGAGUUUAGAGCCCCAACCACAAAAGGGCCAAGGGUGUGGCUUGAGAGUAUAAUGUUUGCCUGGUGUUCCUAGCACUUCAGCAGACAGACAGAAAAAGAGAUAAUUAUGCAGAAAUUGAAAUCAAAUGCUUUACAAGGUGGGUUGCUCAUCAAAAUUGCUUUUAAAUUUAACUUGAUCAUGUCUGCAGAGAUGGUUCAGUGUGUAUAUCACUUGUAUAGCUUGGGUCUCAGCACCCACGUCUGUCAGCUCACAACUGCCUAUAGCUCUGGCUCCAAGGGACCCACCCAAUGCCUUCGUCGUAUACAGACAAAUAAUGAAAAAUAAAAGGAAGUCCUUUACUUUUAAAUAAAAAUUUGAUCAGAAAAAUUAUUAGGUACUGGAGGGAUUAAAAUGAAGAUGAGUGAGCUUAAAUUCCUUCAUACAAGUAUCUAUGUGCCCAUCCCACCUCUAACAUCUAAGCUGGAAGCUGGGCAGGUGGCUCAGAGAGGUAGAGAGCUGGUCUGUUAUCAGGUAGGGGCAUUGCCUGUUUGUGGCAUCUGUUGGGGAAAACCUUACAAAGAGCAUUUAUAAUUUGUUGUACUGAAUUAGGUGGAGAUUAUAUACUAGAUAAAGCUCUUUUCAAUAA